AUGGGCAAUCUUUUCUCAUCUCAGGCUCCUGAGCCGCCUCGGCAGCCGGGGUGGAAUUACAGGGAGCCAGCGCCCGUGUACAGGCCACCAGCAAACGAGGCUAGAGCCCCCAUCCGUGAAUAUCAUCACAGAGCGGCAAUUCUAGAUGAUGAACCUACCAUUCAAACACCUUGUGGCCCAUGCAGAGUAUUUGGCCGUAAUACUUGCUCACAGACUGGCGCCUGCCAGUUCGCAACCAGACGCCCUACUCAUCCAUCGCCGUCCGCGCAGUCUCGGAAGCCAUGUCACUUCUUUGCCAGAGGUCAUUGCAAAAAAGGAGAUGCAUGCGGCUUCUCUCAUGACGCGGCGAGUCCAAAAGAGACGGAGAGAGCUUUCGAUGAUAAUACGCCGAUCGAGGACUGGACCCGUGAGCUCGGAGGCGCCUGGGCUCAGUUUGGUGAUGGCGCAACCACCAUCAAAGUCUCUCUGCCGUCAGACUUUUCAGCCAUCCGCAUCACCAAUCUUCCAACUGGCAGCUCGAUUGCAGAUGUUUGCGGCCUGCUCUCGAAUGUGAGUUUGCCCAUAUCCGCAGACGCGGUUCGGCUCAUGACUCCUCCCGAUUUGAGCAACUGCACCGCAAUUGUCAAGGUCGAAGAUCCGAAGUUCGCCAAAGCCGCAUGCGCCAAACUAGCUACUUGUAUCACGCUCAAAAACGUCAAGGUGGCCUCCAUUCCGGUCCCGAUUCCUGCAGGUUCCAACUUUCACCAGGUCGAUUGCAGACAGGUCCACUGCUCCUGGCAUCGACCAUCUCGAACCGCUUCCCUCAAUUUCGGAAGUAAACCAAUUGCGGAUCAAGUGUUUCACAAGUUUUGCACUGGAAAAUCCAAGGUCCUUGGGUCCAAAGUCACGGCAAGCCGACCGCUGGCGCAACAACAUGGCCAGCAUGGUGUGAAAACUUGGAUGGUCAGAUUGUCAGCUUUGCCCGAGGCUGCUGAGAAAGAUACCAUCAUACAAGCCAUUCCUGAGUCGUGCAGGCCGCGUCAGAUUGAAUUGGGAGAACUGAACUACGUUACCGACAUGGAAGUAGAUUCAACGCUUAUCAUGUCAAUGUUGUAUGAGUUUGGACCCUUGGAGCGCUGGCAGGUUUCCAACAGUUCUCAAGGAAAGCGGGUGAAAGCCUAUGCCACAUUUUUCGAGGAGUCACACGCCCGAGAUGCUGCGUCCUCCCUGGACAAGAAGCCCUUGCCUUUCUGCGCUGCUAGCAAGCUGUUCGCUGAGCUCAUUACAACGGUCAAGUUCAAAGUAUCGACUAGGGUUUACGAGGUGGUUAAGGGCCAAAUCGAGCUUCAGAAGGACAGAUGGGAGCGCCAGUACAUACGAUUCUUUGCAUUUCCACCCAACGGCUUUUCUCGCAUCUUGAAGCUAGAAGGCAAGGACCGUCAGUUAGUGGCACAGGCCCAAUCGGAUCUCGAAAAGAUUGUUGAGGGUCAAGUCCUUACAAGGGAGGGCAAGAAGCUCUGGUAUGCCGACUUCAGGAUCAGCGGGUUCGAAUACAAAAGACUGAAGAAGAUCGAAACACGGUUGGGUGUGGUCAUCCUCCGCGACAUCCGCUCAUCGCAUUUUCGUGUCUUCGGCCCUGCAGAAAACUACGCCCAGGCAGCAGAGGCCUUGCACACACUCAUCCAAGAUGUCAUUAAGAAGACAUACAACUCUUUGACGGAUUGUUCGAUCUGCAUUUGCGAAGCAGAGGAUCCAAUCUGCACAUCUUGCAACCACGUCUACUGCGGCGCCUGCUUCGUCAACAUGUGCCAAGCAGAAGAAUCAAGGCCAGGCGAGUUUCGAAUCACUUGCGAAGGAGACUCUGGGAAAUGUGGAAAGGUUUUGAAUUUGUCGGAAAUUCAAAACAUACUUCUCACAGAGACACUUGAAGAGAUCUUGCAGGCAUCUUUCGCUUCGUAUGUUCGUCAGCACCCAAAAGAGUUCAAGUACUGUUCGACGCCUGAUUGCAGCCAAAUCUAUCGCGUCAUGUCCGAAACCGCCGCGUCUCCCACAACUUUCACAUGUGGAAAGUGUUUAGCAUCCAUAUGCAGGAGCUGCCACGUUUCACACGCGGGGAAAACCUGUGCCGAGCAUAAAGGAGACACAACUGGUGGCCAUGAGGCUCUCGCCAGAGUCAUGAGGGAGCUGGAGAUCAAGGAUUGUCCUGAAUGCGAUACAUUGAUCGAAAAGACAGCGGGAUGUAACCAUGUGACCUGUAAAGGGUGUGGCAUUCACAUUUGUUGGAUAUGCUUGGCAACCUUCAGAGACGGUAGCUUGUGCUAUCCGCAUAUGCGCGAGUUGCAUGGCGGAAUUGGAAUUUAG
Messenger RNA from Ilyonectria robusta, 2340 nucleotides. RefSeq lists its product as uncharacterized. Gene Ontology annotation, cellular component: ubiquitin ligase complex. The transcript has 3 exons. Gene Ontology annotation, molecular function: ubiquitin binding; ubiquitin-protein transferase activity; zinc ion binding. The record is from RefSeq and is a predicted model, not a curated record. Bases 1 to 2340 code for a protein of 779 amino acids. Gene Ontology annotation, biological process: protein linear polyubiquitination; proteasome-mediated ubiquitin-dependent protein catabolic process. NCBI's taxonomy places the organism in Eukaryota, Fungi, Ascomycota, Sordariomycetes, Hypocreales, Nectriaceae.